AUGGAUUUCCAGCCCAGCAUCCUGCGGGAUGGCAGCCCCAUGGAGAGCCUGGAGAAGCAGCUGCUCUGCCCCAUCUGCCUGGAGACGUUCAGCAAGCCCGUGGUGAUCCUGCCCUGCCAGCACAACCUCUGCCGCAAGUGCGCCAACGACGUCUUCCAGGCUGCCAACCCCUGCUGGCAGAGCCGGGGCAGCAUCAUCCCAGGGGGCCGGUUCCGGUGCCCCUCGUGCCGCCAUGAGGUGCUGCUGGACCGCCACGGCGUCUACGGGCUGCAGAGGAACCUGCUGGUGGAGAACAUCAUUGACAUCUACAAGCAGGAGUGCUCCAGCAGGCCACUGAAGAAGGGGGAGCACCCCAUGUGCAAGGAGCACGAGGACGAGCGGAUCAACAUCUACUGCGUCACCUGCGAGGUCCCCACCUGCUCCAUGUGCAAGGUCUUCGGUGCCCACAAGGACUGCGAAGUCGCCCCUCUGCAGAGCGUCUUCCAGGGCCAGAAGAGCGAGCUGAACAACUGCAUCUCCAUGCUGGUGGCGGGGAACGACCGGAUCCAGACCAUCAUCUCCCAGCUGGAGGACUCCUGCCGCAGCACCGAGGAGAACAGCGAGGCAGCCAAGCGGGAGCUGUGCGCGCGCUUCGACGCCUUCGUGGCGCUGCUGGAGGAGAAGAAGACGGAGCUGCUGGGGCGCAUCGCCCGCGAGCAGGAGGACAAGACGGGCUUCGUGCAGGGCCUCAUCCACAAGUACAAGGAGCAGCUGGAGAAGUCCAGCCGGCUGGUGGAGACAGCCAUCCAGGCCAUGGAGGAGAACGGGGAGGCCACCUUCCUCAUGAACGCCAAGCAGCUCAUUAAAACGAUCGUGGAGGCCUCGAAGGGUGGCAGGCUGGAGAAGAUCGAGCAAGGCUACGAGAGCAUGGACUCCUUCUCGGUGAGCCUGGACCACCUCGCCGACGCCGUCCGCGCCUUGGACUUUGAAGCAGAUGAGGAGGAUGAGGAGUUCUAUGAGGAGGUGGAGGAAGAGACAGAAGGGGACUCAGCGCCCGGGAGGAUGGUGACGGGUAAGGAGCCCCCGCCACGAGCACCCCCACACAAUGGGGGGAACAGGAAGGAUUUACUGGGGCUUCACCCGUCAGCUGUUCUGCAGCUGGAUUUAAACCGGAGGGGCCCCGAGGGCUUCCCGUAG
Cygnus atratus (black swan) is the source of this 1176-nucleotide messenger RNA. It is a transcript of the gene TRIM63, whose product is annotated as tripartite motif containing 63. The record is from RefSeq and is a predicted model, not a curated record. The coding region runs from base 1 to 1176 and encodes 391 amino acids. The transcript has 9 exons. Gene Ontology annotation, molecular function: zinc ion binding. NCBI's taxonomy places the organism in Eukaryota, Metazoa, Chordata, Aves, Anseriformes, Anatidae.